AUGGAAACCCCUCCCCCUUCCCCUCAAGGCUCUCCUCUCCAAGUUACUCCCCUCGCCAUUCAAGCCCCAAAUCCUGACUGCCCUCCACUACAAACCUCUCCUUCUCCCACUCAACCAUCCACUUACAAAAGGAAAAUUCGGUCCAAGAAAACCUGCCCCAUUGCAUCUGCACCCCCUCCCACAAAGCAAAAAGAAUCGCCCGCCACUCCUACUUCCAAGCCUCCACCCAAAAGCCCUAGAACUGCAACUUCUAAAGAAAAAGGGUCUAGUGCUUCUGCCUCUCACCCGCAAGCCAAGUUUCCCCCCUCAAGCAAGAAGAAACCUUUUGUGGCAACUUCAAAGGACAGGAAAGUGCAACUCACUAGGUACAUUUCUGAAGAUGCCCUCAAAUCUGUUGGUCUAUUUGAUAGUGUUGUUGCUUAUCUUGAUGGUUUAGAUUGGAUGGAUUUUGAGCAUAAAUAG
This is a messenger RNA of Hevea brasiliensis (rubber tree), 462 nucleotides long. RefSeq names its product alpha carbonic anhydrase 8-like. The record is from RefSeq and is a predicted model, not a curated record. Lineage: Eukaryota; Viridiplantae; Streptophyta; Magnoliopsida; Malpighiales; Euphorbiaceae. The transcript has 2 exons. The coding region runs from base 1 to 462 and encodes 153 amino acids.